Molecule: messenger RNA, 144 nt
Organism: Brugia malayi
Lineage: Eukaryota; Metazoa; Nematoda; Chromadorea; Rhabditida; Onchocercidae
Exons: 2
Source: RefSeq, a predicted model, not a curated record
GUGCUUAACUUUCAUUCGUAUAUUACAGACGAGAAACAGUUAACCGUAGAUCUCGAGAAGAUACGUGAAAAUAUUGCUUUCUUACUUCGUCCAUAUUUUUAUGAUGAAUCAAUCAAUGAAAUAAUAACAGAACAGCUAAGCUAA